Colletotrichum higginsianum IMI 349063 is the source of this 2034-nucleotide messenger RNA. Its product is annotated as NADH:flavin oxidoreductase/NADH oxidase. The transcript has 4 exons. The record is from RefSeq and is a predicted model, not a curated record. Gene Ontology annotation, molecular function: FMN binding; protein binding; oxidoreductase activity. The coding region runs from base 1 to 2034 and encodes 677 amino acids. NCBI's taxonomy places the organism in Eukaryota, Fungi, Ascomycota, Sordariomycetes, Glomerellales, Glomerellaceae.
AUGGCGCCCAGGAGAUUCGCCGCCGAGGAUGCGGACCCUACGCCGCUCGCGCAGCCUCUCCACUUUGCCUUCUCGGGCAGAACGGCCAAAAACCGCUUCCUGAAGGCGUCCAUGUCGGAGCGCCUGGCGACAUGGGACGCUGCGCACCCCGAGAACCGCGGCGUGCCGACGCCCGAACUCAUCAACGUCUACCGCCGCUGGGGCGAGGGCGGCUUCGGCGUCAUCCUCUCGGGCAACGUCAUGCUCGACUACGACCAGCUCCAGGCCGCCGGCAACCCCAUCAUCCCGCCCGGCGCGCCCUUCGAGGGCGAGCGCUUCGAGAGCUUCCGAAAGCUCGCCGAGGCCGCCAAGAGGCACGGCAGCCUCGUCCUCGCGCAGCUGAGCCACCCCGGCCGCCAGGUCACCGCCAACAUCAACCCGCACCCCAUCUCGGCGAGCGACGUGCAGAUCGAGGGCGAGGUCAUGGGCAUGACGUUUGGCAAACCGCGCGCCAUGGACAAGGCGGACAUCAAGAGGGUUGUGGACGGCUUCGCGCACGCCGCCGAGUACGUGCAUAGGGCGGGCUUUGACGGAGUCGAGCUGCACGGCGCACACGGCUACCUCCUCGCGCAGUUCCUCUCGCCGGCGACCAACAAGCGGACGGACGAGUACGGCGGGUCGCUCGCCAACCGGGCGCGCAUCAUCGUCGAGGUGGCCGACGCCAUCCGCGAGCGCGUGGCGGACCCGGGCUUCAGCCUCGGCAUCAAGGUCAACAGCGUCGAGUUCCAGGACGGCGGCUUCAGCACCGACGACUGCCGGGCGCUGUGCGCGACGCUCGAGGGCCGCGGCUUCGACUUUGUCGAGCUGUCGGGCGGCACGUACCAGAACCUCGCGUUCCAGCACAAGCGCGAGUCGACGAGGCGGCGCGAGGCCUUCUUCCUCGACUUCGCCGAGGCCAUCAUCCCCGCGCUCGACAAGACCAAAGUGUACGUCACGGGCGGGCUGCGCACGACGGCGGCCAUGGUGAGGGCGCUCGAGACGGUGCACGGCAUCGGGCUGGCGCGGCCGGUGUGCAACGAGUUCGACCUGCCGCGGAUCCUGCUCGAGGGCACGGCCAAGAGCGCCAUCGAGACGCUGCUCGGCGAGGACAAUUUUGUACUGACAAACUCGCUGGCCAGCACGCAGAUGCGCCUCGUGGGCCAGGACAAGGAGCCGCUCGACGUCAGCCAGGAGAAGGACAAGGACGUUUUUGAGGAGCUGCUGGCCAAGUGGUCCCAGCAGAUGGCCAACAACGCCGAGAAGUCCAAGCAUUCCACAAGACUGAUCGAACCCUCUCUUCGCGUGCGACGCGCCAUCACGGCCAACGAUGCCCUCCUCGUUAAGCGCAUCCUCAAAUCCCACCCGCGCCUCCUCCACAACCCCGACAGCUCGCCCGAGGGCCUCUCCAACUCGAACCUCCACCUUGCCGCCUCGCUCGGCCACCUCGCCAUCUGCCAGGUCCUCGUCGACCUCGGCCACGAAUCCCCCGAACCGGCCCUCAACGAGCACCAUCAGACGGCUUUGAUGCUCGCCGCCAACGCCGGCCACACGGACGUCGUCCACUUCCUCUGCGAGCGCACCCCUGACGCCAUCCUGCGCCGCGAUGUACGCUGGCGCGACGCCAUCAUGGAGGCCAGCCGCGGCGGCCACGACACGGUCCUGCAGAUCCUGCUGACCUACGUGCCCCACGGCGCCCAGGAGGCAGUCCAGCGCGCCGACCUCGACGGCAACACGGCCCUGCACUUCGCCAGCAGCAACGGCAACCUGCUCGUCCUGCGCACCCUGCUCGCCGCUGGCGCCGACGCCGAGCGCCGCAACGCCUGGAGCUGGACCGCCAUGUCGUACAGCGCCACCGUCCAGGCCGAGGUCUACCUCAAGGGCCUCGUCACCGAGGUCGAGCGCCGCAAGAUGGUGAGGCAAGAGGUUGAGCAGCUCAAGAACUCGGUCAAGGGAGCCGCCGCUAUCAAGGCCGGCGGCGUGCGCGUCGUCCAAGAGGACAUCGGGGUGGAAGACUGA